Molecule: messenger RNA, 1715 nt
Organism: Erythranthe guttata (spotted monkey flower)
Lineage: Eukaryota; Viridiplantae; Streptophyta; Magnoliopsida; Lamiales; Phrymaceae
Product: mogroside IIIx synthase
Molecular function (GO): UDP-glycosyltransferase activity
Source: RefSeq, a predicted model, not a curated record
UUUGUUUGCCACUAUUUCAAUGUUUAACCUUAAGAACAAUCAAGAAUUUCAAAUUUGAAAGGUCAAAUGAAGUGGGAUACUUUGCUUUAUUGAAAUUGACCCCUUCACCAAAAACAUAUCCAAACCAAAGAGAAAACAAUCAUCAAUAAUAGAGCUAUCUCAAAGAGAAGAAGCUUCAUCAAUGGAGAAAGAUGAAACUAAAUUCACCAUUUUAAUGUUUCCAUGGUUGGCAUAUUCACAUGUAUUCCCCUUCUUUGAACUAGCCAAAAGCCUCUCAAAGAGAAGAACCUUCCACAUAUACUUUUGUUCCUCUGCUGCAAACCUUGGAUCAAUCGAAAACAACCUUAAUAAUCACAAACUUCGAUGCAACGACGACGAUGACGUGUCGAUAGAUCUAGUGGAACUCCAACUGCCACCCUCCCCACAACUCCCUCCACAUUUCCACACAACCAAGAAUUUGCCACCAAAUCUUGUGCCAAUCCUCUUGCAAACCUUUCAAGAAUCGAGUUCGAGUUUCUCCCGAAUCUUGAUCGAUUUAAAACCCGAUUUGCUGAUUUACGAUUUCUUCCAACCAUGGGCAGCCAAACAGGCCUUAUCCCUAUCUAUACCAUCCAUUUACUUUGCUACUGCAGGGGCAGCACCUUUUUCAUACUUCCACCAUCUCCACACACAUGGGAGUGCCUCCACUUUCCCUUAUCAGGAAAUUUACCUUUCGGAUCGCGAAAAAGCCGAUCUAAACGCUGUGGUUGCGCCGGAAAUAAAAGAUGCAGAUCAAGAUUUUGCGUUUGGAAACUUCAAACUAUCUUGUGACAUUGUUUUGAUCAAGAGCUCAAAAGGGCUCGAACAAAAGUACAUCGAUUAUCUUUCGGUGCUUUGCCGCAAGAAAGUGGUGCCCACAGGUCCAUUAGUUCAAGAAUCUAACAUCAAAGAUGAUGAUGAUGAUGAAUCAGAAGUAAUCAUGCAGUGGCUAAGUGAGAAAGACCGGUUUUCGACUGUGCUCAUUUGCUUUGGGAGUGAGCAUUUAUUGCCAAAGGAGCAGAUAGUGGAGAUAGCAAAAGGGUUGGAGCAAUGCUGCACAAACUUCAUAUGGAUCGUUCGAUUUAUUAUGGACGAAAAUGCCCUUCGCUUGGAAGAUGAAUUACCAGAAGGGUUUCUUGAAAGGGUGGAGGGAAGAGGCCUAGUUGUGCAGAAAUGGGCACCGCAAGCUAAGAUUUUAUCGCAUCCUAGUAUCGGUGGUUUCGUGAGUCAUUGUGGAUGGAGUUCUAUAAUGGAAAGCUUGUACUUUGGCGUUCCCAUUAUAGCCUUGCCGAUCAAAUUUGAUCAGCCGAUAAACGGUAGAUUGGUGGUGGAGGCUGGCUGUGGAGUGGAGAUUGGAAGGGGCGAAAACGGAAUUUGUUCUGCAGAAGAGGUGGCUAAAGCAAUCAAGAAGGUGAUUAUGGAGGAUAGUGGAGAAGGGCUUAUUAGGUACAAUGCUCGAAAUUUGGGUGAGAAAAUGAAAACGGAAAAGGAAAUAGCGGCAAAUGAAGUAGCAGAGGAGUUGUUGUUGAUCUGCAAGAAGAGUAAGCAGCAUGCAGAUAAAAUCUAAGCCGUCCAUCAACAAUAAUCCAACGAUAAAGGUUCUUCUUUCUCGUCCUUUUGCUUUUAAACCGUCUAAACUUUUGAUGUAUCGAACAUUUGAUGCAUGAAUCCUAUGUAUUUUGCUCUAGCUUUCUCCA